Messenger RNA from Paramecium octaurelia, 2484 nucleotides. The record is from the annotation of a GenBank genome assembly. NCBI's taxonomy places the organism in Eukaryota, Ciliophora, Oligohymenophorea, Peniculida, Parameciidae.
AUGUUCAAUUAUAGUUAAUAUGAGGAGGAAAUUAAUCAUCCUCAAUAUCGUACCAGAGUGAGAUAUCAGUAAGUAUUGAUGCUAAUAAAAGGGAUAAAGAGGCCAAAAGAAAUCUGAAUGGAUAACUUGAUGUGACAUGUUUUUUAAUGGCUGUAGAGAUUUAGCGUCUGAUUGCUGAAAACACUGAACUGAAAAUUACUAUUAAGCAGCAAUCUGAUAGUGGAUUAGACAGAAUCAAUUAUGAGAUGUAAAUAAGAGAUCUAAUGGAAAAGCUACAAUAAUUACAGCAGUAUAUAAUAUUAUUGAGAAUAGAGACAAUUAUAAAAUAGGCAGCGAUAACGAGAGGCUGAGAAAACUCAUAAGAGACUAUGAAGUUUAAUUAUAACGAUAGGAAACCUAAUUACGUGACUAUGAUCCAAAUUGGAAGAAAGAAUUAGAACAAUAAAAAAAACAGCUAGUAUAAUUGUAAAAAAAGAUAGGCGAUGAUGAUGUUGGUAAGUAAUAUUAUUGCUAAUAAAAGAUGAUUUGAGGUCUCAAUUAAACAAAUUAAAAAAGAAGCUAGGGGAUUAUGAAAAACAGUUUAAUGGCAAAACUCCAGAAGAAUUAUAAAGAAUGUUAGAUGACUUAUAAAGAAAGGCCAAGUAACUAGAUGAUAUAUAAAAUAAAAUUGGAGGAAUGGAUCCUGACACUUUAGCCAAAAAACUGAAGGAAUUAGAGAAGUUGUAAAAGUCAUUUGGAGGAAGUCCAGAAGAUUUAUUAAAAGUAAAAUACAUAAAAAUUAUUUUUAGGAAUUAGAAAGAACGAAAAAAAAGGCAAAAGAUGCUGAUGAUCUCAAAAAAGAAUUAGAUAGAUAGCUAAGAGAGAAUGAUAAGUAGAAAAAUGAUUUAGAUGUUCUUGAUGAUCUAAGAGUAAUAUAGAAUAUUAAUUUAGAAAAACGCAUAAAAUUUAUAAUUGGAAAAUGGGUAAUUAAAUUAAUAAUUGAAUGAUUUGAAAAAUAAAUUAAGAGAUGCAGAUCAAUUAAGAUUAGAAAUUGAAUAAUACAAAGAAUUAUUAAAGAAAAAAGAGUAAGAAAUUGCAUAUCUUAAAAAUUAAUUAUCCGAUUAAUAAAGAUAAUUAUAAGAUACUCAAAGAUAGCUGUAAGAUUAAUUAAGACAAUUGGGAGAUUUGUAAUAGAGAAUUAGAUCAGCAGAACAAGAUAAAUUAAGAUUAUAGUCAGAGUUAAACAAUUGUCUCGAUGAAUUAGAUUCAGCAGAUGGGUAAAAAGAAGCUGCCUCUCAGUUAAAAGAUGAAAAUGAUAAAUUAAAUUAAGAGGUAGAUUAAUUAAAUGAUGAUAAAAACAGAUUAUCAAAUGAAAAUGAAGAACUUAGAAAUCGAUUAAAUGAUUUAAUGAGAUAAAUAUAAGAUAAAGAUAAUAAAUUAAAGGAUUUGCAAUAAGAUAUAAACAAAAAGAAUUCAGAAUUGAAGGAUUUAGGUAAUAAAUUAAAGGAAGCUAAUGAUAAAAUUGAGUGGAUUAAAAAUGAAUUCGGAUUGACUGAUGAUGACUUAGACCCUAAAAAAAGAAAACUGAAUGCAAAAAAUAUUAAGGAAAAUAUUCUUUUCUCUAACAUCUAACCAUCUAAUUUAUUAUUGAAUUUUCUAUUGCAAUCGGCUGAAAUUGAACGAUUAGGAAUAAUUAUUGAUAAGUAUUAUAGUGAAAAUGAUUCAUUAUAAAAUCAAGUGAAAACUUACAAAUAAAAGAAUGAAUAAAUUAGUCAAUAAUUGUAACAAUAACUAAUAUUGCAAUCUUAAAUGACUCAAGAUAAUGAAAUAGAAAAAUUAAAAGAAUAUUAUGAAAAUAAAAUAGUAAUGUUGACGAUGGAAGUAAGUAGAUUAAAAAAACAGUAAACUUAUAGUUCAUAUUAAUCAAUACCUGUUUCUCAUAAAUUGUAACCUAGACCAAAUAGUUAAAAUUUUGGUGAUAUUUCUGAAACUCCUUAAAUACAGCCGAAAAGGGAAGAAGAUUUAUUGAGUUUAAUUGUUUUAAUGGGAGUUGAAAUAUAACAUCUUAGAGAUCAGAAUAGUACAUUAAUUUUGUAAACCCAUGAUAAAGAUGUGAUCAAAGGAUUAUUAACAACAAGUGGUUAUGAAAGUCAAUCGAAAACAAAAAUUUAAACUUAGCUUAAUGAAUAUACAAAUAAUUAUGAAAAUAAUUCUUAAAGGGAUUCAAAUAAAGGAUUGACCAGAAAUUCAUUCUAGGAUUUCUAGAAUAAUUAUACUUAAAUUAACAAUUCAAGUUAGUAGAGAGUAAAGACUACAAAUGACUCAAGACAAAAUGAUACUUUUAAUUUAGACAGAAUUACAUCAUAAUAAAUUGGCAAUGGUUCUUAAAAAUCAUAUCAAUAUUAAGCUUAAAUUCCCUAUAAAUAUGAUCAUAGUUCAUAAUUAAGUGGAAGUGGAAGCUUUUUAAAAGUUGGUAAAUUAGAAUAAUCUAAAUAUGUAAAUUGA